GAAAUCUGACGUCCCAUUCACCCUCUCUCUCGCAGGGAUCCUCCCUUCAGACCUUCAGACCUGCAGACAGUCAGUGCGUGCAGCGCUGCAGCUGGUUAUUAUGUGACAGCGGCUUAGGGUUUUCAUUUACGACCAAUUAAACAGAAAUACAUUUAAUAGGUGACUGCGACCUGGAUUGAUUUUUUCCUAGCGGCAAUGUAAAGAUGGCGAGAGUGCUGCACAACUUGCUGCUGUUUGUGCUCAGACUUGCGCUGCGGAUCCGCGUCCUGGGCUACUGGUCCCUGGUCUACGGCUACUGCGCUCUCUGCGCCGCCGUCGCCCUGCUCAAACUUUGCUGGAACAUCGUGCUGCGGCCGACGGCCACCUUCCAGUGGGGGGUUCGCGAGGCUCCGCCGGCGUGCCUGAAUGACACGUCCUUGGGAACCCACUGUUAUGUCAGGAUCAAGGAGUCUGGUCUUAGGUUUCACUAUGUUGCUGCUGGAGAGAGAGGAAAGCCACUUAUGCUGUUUUUGCAUGGCUUCCCCGAGUUCUGGUUCUCCUGGCGCUACCAGCUGCGUGAGUUCAAGAGUGAGUUCCGCGUGGUGGCCGUGGACAUGCGCGGCUACGGGGAGUCUGACCUGCCCCUUUCAGCAGAAAGCUACCGCUUUGAUUACCUGGUCACUGAUGUGAAGGACAUUGUAGAGUACCUAGGGUACAACCGGUGCUGCCUGGUUGGCCAUGACUGGGGGGGCAUCAUAGCAUGGCUGUUCGCCAUUCACUACCCCGAGAUGGUGACGAAACUUAUCGUCCUAAACUGUCCCCAUCCUUCUGUAUUCGCAGAUUACGCCCUACGUCACCCGAGCCAGCUGCUGAAGUCCAGCCAUUUCUUUUUCUUCCAGCUGCCCUGUUUCCCAGAGCUCAUGCUUUCCAUCAACGAUUUCAAGGCACUAAAGGCCUUGUUCACCAGCCGCAGCACCGGGAUCGGCAGGAAGGGCCGCUGGCUCACGGCCGAGGACCUGGAGGCCUACCUGUACGCACUCUCCCAGCCGGGAGCUCUCACCGGAGCCCUGAACUACUACAGGAACGUGUUCAGCUCCCUCCCGCUGGACCACAACCACGUCAGGUCUCCGGUGCUGCUGCUGUGGGGCGAGCGGGACGCCUUCAUGGAGCAGGAGAUGGCCGAGGCCUGCCGCCUGUACAUCAGGAACCACUUCCGUCUCAACGUCAUCUCCGGGGCCAGCCACUGGCUGCAGCAGGACCAGCCCGACAUCGUCAACACCCUCAUAUGGACCUUCCUCAAGGAGGGGGAGGGGAGAAAGACGUACAGGACCUGAGUCCGCGCCGAUGCCGAUGCCGAUGCCGAUGCCGAUGCCGAUGCCCCAUCCAGCGACCUCUUCUCCCUCCACUCCCGGAAGCCUUGAAGAUGCCUGUGAAACCAAGUGACAUAGAGAUAAUGCAAUCAUUCUUUAAAUCUUUCACAUUUCAGAUAUUUGAAAGGUAUGGAAGAGUAUUAGGGCCAUGCAGGAGAAAAAAUAUCUGAGA
This is a messenger RNA of Cololabis saira (Pacific saury), 1521 nucleotides long. It is a transcript of the gene ephx4, whose product is annotated as epoxide hydrolase 4. The record is from RefSeq and is a predicted model, not a curated record. Gene Ontology annotation, molecular function: hydrolase activity. NCBI's taxonomy places the organism in Eukaryota, Metazoa, Chordata, Actinopteri, Beloniformes, Belonidae. The coding region runs from base 204 to 1313 and encodes 369 amino acids. The transcript is spliced from 7 exons.